CCAAGACGACGCUGCUGCAGACGGAUGCAGUCAUCCAAAUGCAGAUGGCGGUGGAUCAGGCUCAGAUGCAGAACUUCAGCUCCAUGUUCAUGCCAGCCGUCGAGUCGGUGAAUCCGUGUCUCAUCCUGAUCGUCCGGCGGAAGGACAUUGUGGGAGACACCAUGGAGGUCCUCAGGAAGUCCAAGAACGUGGACUACAAAAAACCACUGAAGGUGAUAUGUGGGGAGGAGGCGGUCGAUGCAGGUGGGGUGAGGAAAGAGUUUUUUCUGCUGAUCAUGAAGGAGCUGCUGGAUCCUAAAUAUGGAAUGUUUCGUUACCAUGACGACUCAAGGCUCAUCUGGUUUUCAAACAAGACGUUUGAGGACAUCGACCUCUUUCAUCUGAUUGGGGUCAUCUGCGGUCUGGCCAUCUAUAAUUUCACUAUCGUGGAGCUGAACUUUCCGGUGGCCCUUUACAAGAAGCUGCUGAAGAAGAAGCCCACACUGGAUGACCUGAAAGAGUUGCAGCCCGCCGUGGGAAGGAGUCUGCAGCAGCUGUUGGACUACCCAGAGGACGACCUGGAGGAGACCUUCUGCCUGAACUUCACCAUCACAGAAGAUAACUACGGAGCCACCGAGGUGUUGGAACUCGUUCCAAACGGUGAAAACAUCAACGUGAAUAAAUCCAACAGGCAAGACUUUGUUGAUGCGUACAUCGACUACAUGUUCAACACUUCGGGCCCGCUGUUUGAAUGUUUCUACGCCGGUUUCCAUAAAGUCUGCGGCGGGAAAGUUCUUGAACUUUUCCAUCCAAAUGAACUGCAGGCCAUGGUGAUCGGAAACACCAACUACGACUGGACGGAGCUCCAAAAGAGCACGGAGUACAAAGGCGAGUACUGGGCCGACCAUCCCACCAUCAGACUCUUCUGGGACGUCUUCCAUGACCUUCCUUUAGAGAAGAAGAAACAGUUUCUGUUGUUUCUCACAGGAAGUGACCGCAUUCCCAUCCUGGGCAUGAAGAGCCUGAAGCUUGUGAUCCAGCCCACAGGUGGAGGGCAGCAGUACUUACCUGUCGCUCACACCUGCUUCAACCUGCUUGACCUGCCAAAGUACACGAGCGCUCAAACUCUGAGAGAGAAACUUUUACACGCCAUAGAUCACAACCAGGGCUUCAAUCUGGCCUGAGCUUCAGACGAGGAGACGCCAGACUCAUGACGUCAUAUUUGGACACGACUAGCUGAAGAUGAUGUGUUGGACUGAUGGCGAGGAGUCAAACUGUCUCUGAUGUUGAUUUCAAACGUUCUGAUAUCUCAGUAUUUUAGAUUACAAUCAUUCCUGGUUACCGUAA
Labrus bergylta (ballan wrasse) is the source of this 1326-nucleotide messenger RNA. The record is from RefSeq and is a predicted model, not a curated record. NCBI's taxonomy places the organism in Eukaryota, Metazoa, Chordata, Actinopteri, Labriformes, Labridae.